GGCUCGUAGUGAGGGACCCGGGCGUGGGUGACCCUCCCCGCAGUCCUGGUGCGGCCUCCCCAGUUGCACGCACAUGGCUUGGCGGUAGCCGGCGCGGCGCGCGGUGCGGCCUGGGAGAGUCGGAAGCGCGGUGGCGGCAGACCUCUGCUUAGGAGGCAGCGUCGGGCCCAUGCAGGACGCGGAAAACGUGGCGGUGCCCGAGGCGGCCGAGGAACGGGCCGAGCCCGGCCAGCAGCAUCCUGCCGCCGAGCCGCAGCCGGAGGAGGACCUGCAGCGGCCUGCCGGGCCCGGCGCUCCGGAGGCGGCGGGAACCGAGGGCGCUAAGGAGGAGGUGGGAGAGGCCCGGCCAGAGCCUGAUGUGAGGGCCGAACCAGCUGCCGGGGCGGAGACCGUGGCAGAGGCAACCCUGGGCCCGUCUGAGUCGCCCUCGCCACUGUCUGCCGAGGAGCCUCCGGGAUCUCAGGCCGAUCCCUCGACCCCAACGCUUGGCGAGGCUACAGGGGAACAGUCCCGGGACGAGCCUGCCGACAGCCGGGCACAGGCAUCGUCCGAGGAGGCUGCUGGGAACGAAGGCAGCGCAGCCGAGGCGGAGCCUCGGGCGGUGGAGAACGGUGACGCAGAUGAACCCUCCUUCAGCGACCCUGAAGACUUCGUGGACGACGUGAGCGAGGAAGAGUUACUAGGAGAUGUGCUCAGAGAUCGGCCCCAGGAAGCAGAUGGAAUCGAUUCGGUGAUUGUGGUGGACAAUGUUCCUCAGGUGGGACCUGACCGACUUGACAAACUCAAAAAUGUCAUCCACAAGAUCUUUUCCAAGUUUGGGAAAAUCACAAAUGAUUUUUAUCCUGAAGAGGAUGGGAAGACAAAAGGGUACAUUUUCUUGGAAUAUGCGUCUCCUGCGCAUGCUGUGGAUGCUGUGAAAAAUGCUGAUGGCUACAAGCUUGACAAGCAGCACACAUUCCGGGUCAACCUCUUCACGGAUUUUGACAAAUAUAUGACAAUCAGUGAUGAAUGGGAUAUUCCAGAGAAACAGCCUUUCAAAGACCUGGGGAAUUUACGUUACUGGCUUGAAGAGGCAGAAUGCAGAGAUCAAUACAGUGUCAUUUUUGAGAGUGGAGACCGCACUUCCAUAUUCUGGAAUGAUGUAAAAGACCCUGUCUCAAUUGAAGAAAGAGCGAGAUGGACAGAGACAUAUGUGCGUUGGUCUCCUAAAGGUACUUACCUAGCUACCUUUCAUCAAAGAGGCAUUGCUCUUUGGGGCGGAGAGAAAUUCAAGCAAAUCCAGAGAUUCAGCCACCAAGGGGUUCAGCUCAUUGAUUUCUCACCUUGUGAAAGAUACCUGGUGACUUUCAGCCCCCUAAUGGACACUCAGGAUGACCCUCAAGCCAUAAUCAUCUGGGACAUCCUUACAGGGCACAAGAAGAGAGGUUUUCACUGUGAAAGCUCAGCCCAUUGGCCUAUAUUUAAGUGGAGCCAUGAUGGUAAAUUCUUUGCAAGAAUGACACUUGAUACCCUUAGCAUCUAUGAAACUCCUUCUAUGGGUCUUUUGGACAAGAAGAGUUUGAAGAUCUCUGGAAUAAAAGACUUUUCUUGGUCUCCUGGUGGUAACAUAAUAGCCUUUUGGGUGCCUGAAGACAAAGAUAUUCCAGCCAGGGUAACACUGAUGCAGCUCCCUAGCAGACAAGAGAUCCGAGUGAGGAAUCUAUUUAAUGUCGUGGAUUGCAAGCUACAUUGGCAAAAAAAUGGAGAUUACUUGUGUGUGAAAGUAGAUAGGACUCCAAAAGGUACCCAGGGUGUUGUCACAAAUUUUGAAAUUUUCCGAAUGAGGGAAAAACAAGUACCUGUUGAUGUGGUUGAAAUGAAAGAAACCAUCAUAGCCUUUGCCUGGGAACCAAAUGGGAGUAAGUUUGCUGUACUGCAUGGAGAGGCCCCACGGAUAUCCGUGUCUUUCUACCACGUCAAAAACAAUGGGAAGAUCGAGCUCAUCAGAAUGUUUGAUAAGCAGCAAGCAAACACCAUCUUCUGGAGCCCCCAGGGACAGUUUGUUGUGCUGGCUGGUCUAAGAAGUAUGAACGGUGCCUUAGCAUUUGUUGACACUUCAGACUGCACAGUCAUGAACAUUGCAGAGCACUAUAUGGCCUCUGAUGUCGAGUGGGAUCCUACAGGGCGUUAUGUUGUCACCUCUGUGUCCUGGUGGAGCCAUAAGGUGGACAAUGCUUAUUGGCUGUGGACUUUUCAAGGGCGCCUUCUGCAGAAGAAUAACAAGGACCGCUUUUGCCAGCUGCUAUGGCGACCUCGGCCCCCAACACUCCUGAGCCAGGAGCAGAUCAAGCAAAUUAAAAAGGAUCUGAAGAAGUACUCUAAGAUCUUUGAACAGAAGGAUCGUUUGAGCCAAUCCAAAGCCUCAAAGGAAUUGGUGGAGAGAAGGCGAACCAUGAUGGAGGAUUUCCGAAAAUACCGAAAAAUGGCCCAAGAACUCUAUAUGGAGCAGAAAAAUGAACGUCUGGAAUUAAGAGGAGGGGUGGACACAGAUGAGCUGGACAGCAAUGUGGAUGAUUGGGAAGAGGAAACCAUUGAAUUCUUCGUCACUGAAGAGAUCAUUCCUCUUGGGAACCAGGAGUGAUCUGGAGCACUGUUGUCACCCUAUUGUGCUGGAACUGAGGUCAUCCUCUUACAGAAAGCCUACACAACUCCUGAAUUUUACCUGUGCUUUCUCUUGCUUGGGACUGUGAAUGCACCUGGGAUUCUUCCAUCUCAACACAUUUUUGUGCCUUUAAACCCCUGGUGUCCACAGUGGGGGAAGUUUUAAGGCACUGCUUUCACUUUUUUCUCGUUUGGGGUUUUUUUAAUCAGUACCACCAGUGUUUGCUACUUAUACUCUUAUGCAGUGCAACUAGCAGGUACCUUUUGCUCCUGCAGACAGUGGUAUUUCCAAGGUGUUCCAUCCACAGUUGAGUGGUGUUUCCGUUCAAGAACUCUUGGCUGUCCUGUUCAUGGGCUAGUGCUGGGUGUGUCCUGGAGACCAGCAGGGAAGCAGUACCCUGCUGUGUCCCACUGUGCUCAGAAGGUGCCACAGCACCUCUUACCCCCACUAUGCAGGUUGUGUCAGGUUCUCUCAACAGGUUGAAUGUGGAAAUAAAAGCAAACCUAUAUGAAAA
Molecule: messenger RNA, 3155 nt
Organism: Otolemur garnettii (small-eared galago)
Lineage: Eukaryota; Metazoa; Chordata; Mammalia; Primates; Galagidae
Gene: EIF3B
Product: eukaryotic translation initiation factor 3 subunit B
Exons: 19
Coding region: 170-2620 (816 amino acids)
Biological process (GO): translational initiation
Cellular component (GO): eukaryotic translation initiation factor 3 complex
Molecular function (GO): translation initiation factor activity; RNA binding; translation initiation factor binding
Source: RefSeq, a predicted model, not a curated record